AUGGCUUCUUCUGUUCCAGGACCGGUGUCACUCCCUGCCUCAAGACACGACUUGAACACAUAUUGGGGAAGAGUUAAGCAUUGUGCUGAGAUUUCAGACCCCACAAUGUUACUCAAUAGUUCCAAAGAUAUCGAAGAUGCCCGUAGAAUGGUGUGGGAUUACAAGAAUGGUGUCACCGGGAAGAUGACUCCAGAGUUAUGGCGUGCUAAGAGGGUGUUGGAUUCCGCUAUACAUCCAGAUACUGGUGAAACCGUCAUUCUUCCAUUCCGUAUGAGUUCUUGUGUUUUGUCUAACCUUGUGGUUACUUCUGGUAUGUUAACUCCAAACUUGACUACUGCUGGAACUCUUUUCUGGCAAGUUGCAAACCAGUCAUUGAAUGUGGCCAUUAAUACCGCAAAUGGUAACAAGUCCCACCCAAUGACAACCCAACAGAUUGCAACCAGUUAUUCUAUGGCUGUCACUGCAUCUUGUGGUGUUGCUCUUGGACUUAAUGCCAUCGUUCCACGUUUGAAGUCUAUUCUGCCUGCCACUAGAAAUAUUUUGGGUCGUUUGGUUCCCUUUGCUGCCGUUGUUUCGGCCGGUGUGGUAAAUGUAUUCUUGAUGCGUGGUGAGGAAAUUAGAAAAGGUAUCGAUGUCACCGAUAGUGAAGGAAAGACAUGGGGACAUUCCAAAUCGGCCGCUUUCAAUGCCGUUGGUGAAACUGCCGCCAGUCGUGUCAUCAACGCAACUCCAAUUAUGGUUAUCCCACCUUUGAUUCUUGUCAAGAUGGAAAAGAUGGGUUUAUUCAAAGGUAAACCAAAGAGAGUUGAAAUCUUGGCCAAUAUCGGGUUGAUCUUCUCAACUUCUCUCAUUGCAUUGCCAUUUGCCUUGGCCAUCUUCCCUCAAAAGAGAGAAAUUGCCGUCGAGAAGUUGGAGCCUGAAUUCCAGAAUUUGACCGACUCUAAGGGGAACAAAAUCAACACCUUAUACUUCAACAGAGGUAUUUAG
Molecule: messenger RNA, 987 nt
Organism: [Candida] anglica
Lineage: Eukaryota; Fungi; Ascomycota; Pichiomycetes; Serinales; Debaryomycetaceae
Source: the annotation of a GenBank genome assembly